GUACUGACGUAGAUUGAAAAUGCCUAUUUCUGGGACUGAAAGAUCAGGUUGCUUAAAUCUUUUGCAGCUUUUGAAAGAUUGGGAAAUAUUUUCACUAGCAGAUACUGUUACAAAGAAGCAAAUCGAUACUGCAAGGAGUAAAACAGAGGCUGUCAAAGCUAUUAUAUCUUUCUCCACGUCUGCAGAGGAGCUUCUAAAUAGACAAAAAAUCACCAGAGAUGUGCUCUUUAAGCAUUUGGUGACAAACAAUAUCAACCCUUCAGUCAAUAUAAGAAAACCAGAACUUAUUGCUGAGGUACUGAAGCUGUGGAGAAAAGAUUUACAGGUUCAGACAUAUGCUCCACAAUCUUCCCUUCUACCAACCCAGUCUUCCAGUGUUCAACCCGGUACUAGUCAAGUUCUCAAUGCAGUGAAGAUUGAAUCACAUGCAAACACCACAUACAGCCCUACAAUUAAUUAUGUCGUACACAACCAGUAUAAUAUGGUGAACGUCAACAGCUCCAGCAGUGCUGGUCCACCAGCUCAGUCUAAUCAUGAACUUCAGACUCUGGGAGAAACAUUUGCCCGCUGGUUCUUUGACGCAUUGAACUCUCAUAACCCUAGUAGAGGGGUACCUGUUCAGGAUUUUGGUCCCCAGCAUUUCCUUGAUGAUGCAGAGCUUUUCCUUCUCAAGCUUGGGGCUGUGGAGAACAGGGAAAAGUGUUCUGGCCACCAGGCUGUGUCUGACCGAUUCUUGGGAUUUGUAAAGGGAGAGAAUUUACUGUUUAAUCCUAAUUGUGAACAUGGUGGUAUAAUGGUGGAUACUAAUCCACAUGGAUUAGUAGUGGUGCUUGUAUGUGGAACUAUCCAUAGAGAAAACCAGUGCCUUGGUAUAUUUGAACAAAUGUUUGGACUGAUUAAAGAUCCACGCUUUGACAAUAAUUAUAAGAUCAAGAUUUCAAAGAUGAAACUCAGUGCUACCACAGUGUCACAACAACCAAAGCUAACAGACAAAUCACCUGAGGAAAUUCAAGACUUAGCUGCUGUGCAUUAGCUCUAUUCUCUGAGCAUUUACAAUCUUGUCCCUUGAUAUUACCAAUUUUGAUACCCUAUCCAUAGUUUGUGAUUGCUGUGCUUCAUGUAUAUGCAUUUAAAAGAAAGAGAGAUUCUAAACAAAAAAAGUAUAGUGAUUGAAGUAGAAUUGUUGCAAUUUAGAAAAUAAUUGACACAUAGAGAAAUACUGCAUUUUGCAGGUAGGAGAAGUCAAAGGAAUGCUGGCCAAAAUACAUGUAUACAUACAUGUCCCAUUGUCGAAGAGAGUUAAAUGUUAUUUUAAUUAUUCAGUUUUUGUCAUAUUAUUUAUUGACAAUUAUUAAUUUUGCUAUUUUAUUGAAACAUUUAUAGAAACAUGAAUCUGUUAUUUUAGGGACAUGUAUGAUUAAACAAAUAAUUCAAGAAAUAUAUGCUGUAACCUUUUAACUACAGUGCUAUGACAAUGGCGACAUUUCUGCUAUGUAGAUUAAUGAUCAAAUUACAGUCAAACCUCAUUAUCUUGAACUCAGUGGGACCAAGAAUGACAAAAUGCUUUGAAAUAUCUGAAAGUUCUAGAUAUUGUGACAAAAUUACAUAAAUAAAAAGUGAUUGGGACUCCCAACUCAUUUCAUCAUA
Molecule: messenger RNA, 1647 nt
Organism: Saccostrea echinata
Lineage: Eukaryota; Metazoa; Mollusca; Bivalvia; Ostreida; Ostreidae
Exons: 3
Coding region: 20-1033 (337 amino acids)
Source: RefSeq, a predicted model, not a curated record